GCUGGGUCCUGCUUCCUCCUGGUCUUGUAGAUGAGGAUUUUUAGACCGUGGAGACUGCGCUGUCCUGCCCUGCACCUGCCUUCGCUCUCCGUGUUCUCAUUCAAGUGGAGCUUGCCCUCCUUCACCACAGACGAGACGAUGUGUAAAAGUGUGACCACAGGUGAAUGGAAGAAAAUCUUCUAUGAGAAGAUGGAGGAGGCAAAGCCGGCAGAUAGCUGGGACCUCAUCAUAGACCCCAACCUCAAGCACAAUGUGCUGGCCCCUGGCUGGAAGCAGUACCUGGAAUUGCAUGCCUCAGGCAGAUUCCACUGCUCCUGGUGCUGGCACACCUGGCAGUCACCCCACGUGGUCAUCCUCUUCCACAUGUACCUAGACCGCGCCCAGCGCGCGGGUUCGGUGCGCAUGCGCGUCUUCAAGCAGCUGUGCUACGAGUGUGGCACGGCGCGGCUAGACGAGUCGAGCAUGCUGGAGGAGAACAUUGAGAGCCUGGUGGACAACCUCAUCACCAGCCUGCGCGAGCAGUGCUACGGUGAGCGUGGCGGCCACUACCGCAUCCACGUGGCCAGCCGCCAAGACAACAGGCGGCACCGUGGCGAGUUCUGCGAGGCCUGCAACGAGGGCAUCGUGCACUGGAAGCCCAGCGAGAAGCUGCUGGAGGAGGAGGCGACCACUUACACCUUCACGCGGGCACCCAGCCCCACCAAGCCGCAAGCCGAGGCUGGUUCUGGCUGCAACUUCUGCUCUAUCCCCUGGUGCUUGUUUUGGGCCACGGUUCUGCUGCUGAUCAUCUACCUGCAGUUCUCCUUCCGUAGCUCAGUCUAAGAUUCCCUUGGUGGGUCCCAGGGGACUCUAGGGGCCCAAAGCCAAGUGAGGGGGAGCGGCUACCAACUGGUGGGAGGGGGCGAAGAGAAACCUGGGUUAGGAGUGGGGUUAAGUUAUAGCACUGGUGCCUCCACUGACUCAGAUGUUCCUUGGACAAAUCACCCAGAUUUUCCAUCUAUAAAAUCAUGGGUUUGGGCUAGACCAUUGGUUGUCUCAAGGUGAAACCCAGGGCCCCAAGUUUCUGCAAAGAUGCCUCAGAGACUUUUGGAUUUGGAAGGUAGACUGAAUGAGUGGGUUUCCCAGCCUGGUCAAACUGCCCAUCCCCAACUCUUACCUCUUCCUGUUGCUUUAAUCAGAAGAGCUCCAUUUUAGAUGGAGUUCCAUUUAAGAGUUUU
Messenger RNA from Pteropus alecto (black flying fox), 1217 nucleotides. RefSeq names its product receptor transporter protein 1 (gene RTP1). The record is from RefSeq and is a predicted model, not a curated record. NCBI's taxonomy places the organism in Eukaryota, Metazoa, Chordata, Mammalia, Chiroptera, Pteropodidae. Gene Ontology annotation, biological process: detection of chemical stimulus involved in sensory perception of bitter taste; protein targeting to membrane; protein insertion into membrane. Gene Ontology annotation, molecular function: olfactory receptor binding. The coding region runs from base 31 to 822 and encodes 263 amino acids. The transcript is spliced from 2 exons. Gene Ontology annotation, cellular component: cell surface.